Messenger RNA from Dendrobium catenatum, 483 nucleotides. RefSeq lists its product as uncharacterized. NCBI's taxonomy places the organism in Eukaryota, Viridiplantae, Streptophyta, Magnoliopsida, Asparagales, Orchidaceae. The transcript has a single exon. Gene Ontology annotation, biological process: DNA integration. Gene Ontology annotation, molecular function: nucleic acid binding. The annotation marks the transcript as partial. The record is from RefSeq and is a predicted model, not a curated record.
AUGGCUGUAAAAAUCAAGAGAAUGGGUUAUUACUGGCCGACAAUGGUCAGAGAUUGUAUUGACCACACAAAGAGGUACUAUGAGUGUCAAAUCCACGGUGAUGUUAUACAUCAGCCUCCAAAUCCGCUGCACCCGACAAUAGCAUCUUGGCCAUUCGAAUGUUGGGUCACUGACAUAAUUGGGCCAAUAGAUCCGCCAUCAUCAGCGGGACAUCGAUUUAUUCUGGCAGCAACAGACUACUUUUCAAAGUGGGCAGAAGCAGCUCCAUUCAGAGAGGUCACAUCCGAGCAUGUGAUCAACUUUUUCACCCACAACGUUGUUUACAGAUUUGGUGUACCACGCCGUAUAAUUUCAGACAACGGUACUGCAUUCAAGAGUAUAAAAAUCUAUAAGUUCGUUGAUCGACACAAGAUCGAUUGGCGAUAUUCAUCUAUAUACAAUCCAAGAGCAAACGACUUGGCGGAGGUCUUCAACAAGACGUUG